AUGGCUCUUACCGGCAGCUGCAUGUGUGGUGCUAUCGCUUACAAGAGCACCAGCGAACCUGAUGUCACUGCUCUCUGCCACUGCAUUGACUGCCAGAAAUGGACCGGCGGUGCUUUUACAUCCAACGCUGUAAUCCCAGCUGACUCUUUCAGCGUCACCAAGGGAACUCCCAAGCAAUACGACGUCACUGGAGCUUCUGGCAAGAUCAACCACCACUUCUUCUGUGGUGACUGCGGUUCCAGCUUGUACACUCGCCUUGACAUUAUGGAGGGAAAGAUCAUCAUCAAGGCUGGAGGUCUUGACGAGGGCAAGGCUAACCUUGACAACAAGAUUGGUGUUGAGUUUUACACUCGUGACCGUGUCAGCUACCUCCAGGCUGCUGAGGGUGCUAAGCAGGAGCACCUCUUUGGUUAA
Molecule: messenger RNA, 414 nt
Organism: Fusarium coffeatum
Lineage: Eukaryota; Fungi; Ascomycota; Sordariomycetes; Hypocreales; Nectriaceae
Exons: 3
Coding region: 1-414 (137 amino acids)
Molecular function (GO): carbon-sulfur lyase activity
Source: RefSeq, a predicted model, not a curated record